Molecule: messenger RNA, 2799 nt
Organism: Penicillium brevicompactum
Lineage: Eukaryota; Fungi; Ascomycota; Eurotiomycetes; Eurotiales; Aspergillaceae
Product: glycoside hydrolase family 35 protein
Exons: 4
Coding region: 1-2799 (932 amino acids)
Biological process (GO): carbohydrate metabolic process
Cellular component (GO): vacuole
Molecular function (GO): beta-galactosidase activity
Source: RefSeq, a predicted model, not a curated record
AUGCGGUUAUUUACGCUUUUCUCAGCCCUUCUAGGGCUGAUCUCCCUCGUCUCAGCCACAGACAAUGGCAAAACCACCGAUGUGACCUGGGAUAAGUACAGUCUCUCGGUCAAAGGCGAGCGAGUAUUCGUCUUCUCCGGCGAAUUCCACUACCAGCGCCUUCCCGUUCCAGAACUAUGGCUGGACGUGUUUCAAAAGCUUCGAUCAAAUGGCUUCAAUGCCGUUUCCAUUUACUUCUUCUGGAGCUACCAUUCCGCCUCGAAAGAUACCUUUGAUUUUGAAACUGGCGCUCACGACAUUCAGCGCGUCUUUGACUACGCUAAACAAGCAGGUUUGUAUAUCAUCGCUCGCGCAGGCCCUUAUAACAACGCUGAGACCUCCGCUGGCGGAUACGCUCUGUGGGCAUCGAACGGUCAAAUGGGCAGCACGCGCACAAGCGCCAGUUCGUACUAUGAUCUCUGGUACCCCUGGAUCCAAAGGGUUGGCAAGAUCAUCGCGGCGAACCAGAUCACCAAUGGAGGCCCUGUCAUCCUGAACCAGCAUGAGAACGAGUUGCAGGAGUUGACGCAUAGUGCGGACAACACGGUAGUCAAAUACAUGGAGCAGAUCAAGGCUGCGUUCGACGAAGCGGGUAUCGUUGUGCCGAGCACUCACAAUGAAAAGGGCAUGCGCUCCAUGAGCUGGUCAACAGAUUACCAGGACGUUGGCGGUGCUGUCAAUAUCUACGGUCUGGAUUCGUACCCUGGUGGUUUGUCCUGCACGAAUCCGAACACGGGCUUUAAUCUGGUUCGCACCUACUACCAAUGGUUCCAAAACUACUCGAGCUCUCAGCCGGAAUAUCUACCGGAGUUCGAGGGGGGCUGGUUCUCUGCCUGGGGUGGAACGUUCUACGAUCAGUGCUCGACGGAGCUUUCGCCUGAGUUUGCAGAUGUCUACUAUAAGAACAACAUUGGCUCUAAGGUUACCUUGCACAAUAUCUACAUGGUUAUGGGGGCUACAUCGUGGGGACACAGUGCUGCUCCUGUCGUCUAUACUUCUUACGAUUACUCCGCUCCUAUGCGGGAGACGCGGGAGAUUCGAGACAAGCUGAAGCAGACCAAGCUGAUAGGUCUGUUCACUCGUGUUUCGUCUGGUCUUUUGAAGACUGAGAUGGAAGGAAAUGGAACGGGUUAUACCAGUGAUGCUUCGAUCUAUACAUGGGCUUUGCGCAAUCCUGAUACGCAAGCGGGAUUCUACGUUCUCGCGCAUGCGACCAGUUCAUCCCGGGCUGUCACCAGUUUCUCGCUGAAUGCGAAUACCUCGGCUGGAGCAAUCACCAUUCCAGAUAUUGAACUCGCGGGCCGCCAGAGCAAGAUCAUCGUGACAGACUACCAGAUUGGCAAACAGUCAAGCCUUCUAUAUUCAUCCGCAGAGGUUCUGACUUACGCCAUCCUCGACGUGGACGUCAUUGUGUUGUACUUGAACAUUGGACAGAAAGGCGUGUUCGUUUUCAAGGAUGCGCCGACGAAGCUCACAUUCCAGACAUACGGCAACUCCAAUGUGAGCUCUGCUUCAUCGAAUCACGGCACACAGUACACGUAUACCCAAGGACAAGGCACGACCGUGCUCAAGUUCUCUAAUGGGGUGUUGGUUUACCUUCUCGAUAAAGAGACAGCGUGGAACUUCUUCGCAGUUCCCACGACCUCUGACCCGCUUGUAGACCCCAGCAAGCAGGUCAUCGCACUUGGGCCGUACCUGGUGCGGACAGCAGCUAUCAGUGGAAACACGGUCAGUCUCGUCGGUGACAAUGCAAACAAAACUUCUCUCGAGGUCUACACGGGCAACUCCAAGGUGACCAAGAUAAAGUGGAAUGGCAAGGAGAUAUCGACGAAGAAAACCGCUUACGGCAGCUUGAUCGGAUCAGCCCCGGGUGCCCAAGACGCCAAAAUCUCGCUCCCAGCCCUAAAGUCGUGGAAGGCCCAGGACACUCUCCCCGAGAUCCAGCCAUCCUACGAUGACUCCCGCUGGGUGGUCUGCAACAAGACCACCACCGUCAACGCCGUAAAGCCUCUGACCCUCCCAGUCCUGUACUCUGGAGACUACGGCUACCACGCCGGAACAAAGGUCUACCGCGGGCGAUUCAACGGCAGUGCAACGGGCGCCAACCUCACCGUCCAGAACGGCGUCGCCGCCGGCUGGGCAGCCUGGCUGAAUGGCGUCUACGUGGGCGGAGCCGUCGGCGACCCAGCCCUAGCCACCACCACAGCCUUGCUCUCCUUCAACAGCACCCUGAAAGGCGAGAAUGUACUGACAGUCGUCAUGGACUACACCGGGCACGAUCAAGACAACGUCAAGCCCAACGGCGCGCAGAACCCGCGCGGGAUCCUUGGCGCUCAACUGGUGGGCGGCAACUUCACCACCUGGCGCAUCCAAGGCAACGCCGGGGGUGAAUCUAACAUCGACCCGGUGCGCGGCCCGAUGAACGAAGGCGGCCUAUACGGCGAGCGCCUGGGUUGGCAUCUGCCCGGCUACAAGGCUUCGAAAACCGCCACCUCUGACAGCCCACUUGAUGGCGUGACGGGGGCGGGGGGACGAUUCUACACGACGACAUUCAAGCUCAAUCUUGACUCUGACCUUGACGUUCCGAUUGGACUGCAGCUGGAUGCAUUGGAAUCGCCGGCUGUGGUGCAGAUUUUCAUGAACGGGUACCAGUUCGGACACUACUUGCCGCACAUUGGACCACAGAGCAAGUUCCCGUUCCCGCCUGGGGUGAUCAAUAAUCGGGGGAGAAUACGCUUGCGAUUAGCGUGUGGGCUCUGA